This is a messenger RNA of Cuscuta campestris, 775 nucleotides long. The record is from the annotation of a GenBank genome assembly. NCBI's taxonomy places the organism in Eukaryota, Viridiplantae, Streptophyta, Magnoliopsida, Solanales, Convolvulaceae.
UUAGGGCUGGGUUAGAGACGAAGCCUCCAUCUCCCACAGACGCCAUCCAGCUAUCGAUUCCAUCGCCGCUGCCCUAUUUGCAGUUCAUCUCUUCUCGCUCACAAUUGUAAUCGAAGAAACGCCUAUCUCCGGCCGGACGAUCUCAAGAGGAAGCUCCAGUCAGCAUCUCAGAUCCCUCAAGCCCUAGGCUACAAACUCUCUUAAGAUUAAGCUCUCACGGCAUAGCUAGAAAUGUGAGAUUCAGCUAUGAAGGACGACAACGAGACUGAAGAAAAGAAACAAGCUGCAGCAGAUGCACUGUCUCAAUAUUCAAGGUUUGUAAUGGGCUGUAUCGGGAAUCAAGUACGGCCUUGUGACUUUAGGAUGCACUUGAUGAAGGAAAUAUCAAGCUUGCCAACGACAUUGAAGAGGGAGUCCCGUGCAGCAGCACCAUCUUCUCUUGAUAUAAUUGGUGAAUCUUCCAGCUCGGGUACAUCCAGACUCGAUAAAACAGAAAGUUUUCGAGGUAUCUAGCUAGACUGGACAGCAGCAUAUUAUAUUAUCCAUAUGUGUUAUCAUACAGUCACCAUCCUGCUUAUGCAACUCCUUCCUUUCACCCCUUUCACAUUCUUGCAAGACAUAAAACAAUUGUCAGUGUGAAACAUGGGAGAGGGGGUAUAUUAGGCUCGUUUUUCAGUAACUAUGGUUUGUUUUGAAAGUGUUUCGUGGCUUCUGUGAAAGCAUUGUGUUUGUUUCAAGACACCUUUUGUCUUCUGAUAAGCGACAUUGAUCCUCU